GAUCGACCUACUCGGAGCCGUACUAUGUCAGAUGCACCUCGACCUGAUUUCACUAUUAGCAGCAAUGCGAAUCAACAGCAAAGAACGUAUAUUAAAGACCGCCGAUUGGAAUUAAGGCGGUCGCUCUAUUUAGAUCAAUACCAGUAUUAUCCUUCAGAUCAACAACAACAAAUAAAUAAUAGUAAUAAAACGAUAACAGCAGUGGAAGAUGAGGAAGAGAAUGAUGCAGAAGAGGGGUCAAGAGUUUUAAAAUCUUCUGCUCCACUCUUGGACGCUUACGGUGUACCUAUGUCUCCUGCGAAACAGCAACAACAACAGGCAAAAACAGCAAGCAGUAAUGAUCCUUUUCACUUACCAGCUAGUGAUUUGAAUCAAAAAAUACGUGUUUGUGUAAGAAAGAGGCCGUUAAAUAGAAAAGAAUUGGAUAAGGGUGACAAAGAUGUGGCGCCUGUGACAAGCUCAAGGAGUUUGCAAAUUAACGAGCCCAAAUUACGGCUGGAUCUCACAAAAUACACUGAGCAACAUUCGUUUAUAUUCGACGAUGUGUUUGACUUGAACUGCCCCAAUAAUAUAGUCUACGAAAGAACGGCUUUACCGCUUGUCAGUUACAUAUUUCAAGGAGGCAAAGCAACCUGUUUUGCAUAUGGACAAACAGGCUCUGGCAAAACGCAUACAAUGUUGGACCCUAAACAGGGAUUGUAUAUUCUUGCUGCUAAAGAUAUAUUUGCUAUGUUGCGUAAACCAGAAAAUCAACACCUGUCAGCUUGGAUCGGUCUGUAUGAGAUCUAUCAAGGCCAGCUUUAUGACUUGCUGAAUGAAAGAAAGAAACUGUUUGCAAGAGAAGACGGAAGGAAUAAUGUCAUUAUAACAGGACUCAAAGAAUAUCCGAUUGAUAACGUUGAGAAAUUGAUACAAGUGUUUGAUUAUGGAAGUAGUAUUCGGAGUACAGGCAGCACUGGAGCAAACGAUACAUCAUCGCGUUCUCAUGCCAUUCUUCAGAUUUUACUGAAACAUAAGAUGAAUCGAAAAAAGAUACAUGGCAAAUUAAGUUUUAUCGACCUGGCAGGCUCAGAAAGAGGCGCUGAUAGAGGUGAAGCUGAUGUGAAGACAAGGAUGGAAGGAGCAGAAAUCAACAAAAGUCUGUUAGCGUUGAAGGAAUGUAUCCGUGCUUUGGAUUUAGAUAAGAGACAUACACCUUUUAGACAGAGUAAGUUGACGCAAGUGCUAAAAGAUUCUUUCGUGGGCCAUUCAAGAACCUGCAUGAUCGCUACCAUCUCACCCAGUGGCUCUAACAGUGAGCAUACACUAAAUACACUUCGUUAUGCGGAUCGUGUAAAGGAGCUUAAGGGUGAUCAGGGAGGAAUGAAGAGCCCUCGAUCACCAUUGAAAGAUGAUGCAAGUUAUACAGAUGAUGAUGACUUGUUACAAGAUGAUGAUCUGGAUAAUGAUGAUGACGAGUUUUUCAGUAAUGAAUCAGAUAUUCUUGAUGAUGAUACUUAUGACUUUGACGAUGAGGAAAAUAUUUUAGAUGUCGAUUUCCCACAUGAACAUGAAGAAGAAUAUCUCAGGGAAAGCACUCAUUUUUUGACUUCGAACACACAACACAGAUCUUUACAAAAGCAGCAUGGAAUGAAUUCCACUAUGAUCAAUGAUAAUACCACCGAAUAUUCACACAGAUCUCAUCAAAGACCGAACUCUAUAUCCUUUACUACGCAACAACAGCAGCAAUUAUUACUUCUGCAGCAACAACAACAACAGCAACAACAUCAUCAGCAACAAACUACUCAAACCACGUCCACUACCAGUAACAGCAGUGUCAGUAUCAUCAGUAAUGAAAGCAAUAACAGUAACAACAGCAGCACGGUACAGCAUAACCUGACAAAGGCAAACAUGCCAAGCUUUAUAAGUUUCGAAAAAAUGGAUGAGUUCAUCAAAUUCCAUCGAGCGGAAAUCAGGGAGAUAACAGAAUGCACCAAAAAGGAAACGAAACUAGUCGCUCACAUUUCAUUGGACCAUGAACCUCAAGUAACCAACACAAAAACACAAGGACAAUUUAUUAAAUAUUUACAAGAUUUGGAUGAAAUAUUGGAGCAUAAGCUAGCAGCAAUUGAAGCGCUCAGGGACCGUAUAAGUGAAGCUGUAGGUCAAAUUGACAUC
Messenger RNA from Mycotypha africana, 2157 nucleotides. RefSeq names its product P-loop containing nucleoside triphosphate hydrolase protein. Gene Ontology annotation, biological process: microtubule-based movement. The annotation marks the transcript as partial. Gene Ontology annotation, molecular function: ATP binding; microtubule binding; microtubule motor activity. The transcript is spliced from 5 exons. The record is from RefSeq and is a predicted model, not a curated record. NCBI's taxonomy places the organism in Eukaryota, Fungi, Mucoromycota, Mucoromycetes, Mucorales, Mycotyphaceae.